AUGCAGUGUCGGUACUCAAGCAUCCUUACCAAAAUGUUUUGUUUUACGAAAAAUAAAAUAUUGUUACCAGUUCAACUCAAGAAACUUGGCGAACAUACUUAUAAAUGUGAGAGCCGAAGUCUUACCGAUGUGUAUCUGCAACCCUUUUGGAAUUGGCUAGUAUUAAAAACACCCAUAUGGAUGGCACCUAACUUAAUUACACUAAUUGGACUGAUCGUAAAUGUUGUCACUACACUGGUGAUUAUACGUUAUAGUCCAGAUGCUAAUUCAGAAAUUCCUAGAUGGGCAAGCUUUUUGUGUGGUUUUGGUUUAUUUGUUUAUCAGAGCUUGGAUGCCAUUGAUGGGAAGCAAGCUCGAAGAACUGGUUCUUCUUCACCCUUAGGAGAAUUAUUUGAUCAUGGUUGUGAUUCUGUUUCUACUGUGUUCAUUACAUUGUCAGCCUGUGUGUCAGUAAAACUAGGAGAAUACCCAUCAUGGAUGUUUUUGCAAAGUUUUUUUGCUGUUGCCUUAUUUUAUUUUGCUCAUUGGCAGACUUAUGUUUCUGGUACAUUACGUUUUGGUAAGUUUGAUGUCACAGAAACACAACUAUCUAUUAUAUUUCUUCAUUUAAUGUCCGCUGUUUUUGGUACCGGUAUUUGGGAUUAUGAAAUUCCUUUUUUGAAUGUCAAGCUGAAGUUUGUAUUACUGCUUACAACAUUAGCUAUAUCGAUAAUUUUAGCCAAAUCAAAUGUAUCUGUCAUACUUACUGGUGGUAUUGGCAAAAAUGGAUCUUCAGUAGCCGGUACCAGUGUUUUGUCUCCUGCUAUUCCUCUUUUGUUAGUGGUUCUGCCUGGAUAUAUCAUUGCUUGCAAGAGUACCGAGAAUAUUUAUGAAACUCAUCCUGUACUUUACAUAAUGGCAUUUGGUUUAGUUACUGCUAAAAUAACAAAUAAACUUGUGAUUGCUCAUAUGACUAAAAGUCCAAUAGAAUAUGUCGAUUCCACGCUUAUAGGCCCAGCCAUGUUAUUUUUAAAUCAAUAUUUUGAUUCGAUUUUGCCAGAAUACUAUGUGUUGUGUGUUUGCAUGGCAUGGACUGUUAUUGAUCUAGCAGUAUACUCAAUAUUUGUUUGCAAAGAAAUAUGUGAUCAUUUACGAGUUUACUUAUUUUAUAUAACUACUACUACAUCAACUGCAAAAUCUGGCGCUUCUUUUAAAAUUACAGGUACACAUAGUAAAAAUGGUAGCAACAAUUCAAGUGGCUUGUAUCAACAGUUUAAAUAUCCAUCUACAUUUACUAGUUUUAUAUAUCCAUCAAAAACGAAAACAAAAUAA
Macrosiphum euphorbiae (potato aphid) is the source of this 1311-nucleotide messenger RNA. The record is from the annotation of a GenBank genome assembly. NCBI's taxonomy places the organism in Eukaryota, Metazoa, Arthropoda, Insecta, Hemiptera, Aphididae.